This is a messenger RNA of Bipolaris zeicola 26-R-13, 2130 nucleotides long. RefSeq lists its product as uncharacterized. Gene Ontology annotation, biological process: regulation of DNA-templated transcription; nucleolar large rRNA transcription by RNA polymerase I; transcription initiation at RNA polymerase I promoter. Bases 1 to 2130 code for a protein of 709 amino acids. NCBI's taxonomy places the organism in Eukaryota, Fungi, Ascomycota, Dothideomycetes, Pleosporales, Pleosporaceae. Gene Ontology annotation, molecular function: zinc ion binding; DNA-binding transcription factor activity, RNA polymerase II-specific; rDNA binding. The transcript is spliced from 2 exons. The record is from RefSeq and is a predicted model, not a curated record. Gene Ontology annotation, cellular component: RNA polymerase I upstream activating factor complex.
AUGCAGGCUGAGUCCGACUGGACUGACGAGCCUUCUCGGUCGUCCAAGCGCCGUCGAACAGAUGCAGAGAGACUGGCACGACCCCGAAAAUAUCACCUCGAAGGAAAAUACUGUGACCGAUACCGCCUCCUCUUCAAUGGAAUUGUUCAGCAAGCUGCCAAUCGCUUCGACAGUAGACACAUGCCUUAUGCUUUUUAUUCUUGGCAAAUUGGUUCUUCAUUGUGGUCUACAGCCGAGCAAGCUACUUUUUACUCGGCUCUACAGCGACUGGGAAGAGACAAUGUCCCAGGCAUAGCAGAUGCAGUCGGCAAAAGCAUACCAGAGGUACGCGAACUGCUCUUGUUGCUCCACGGUGCCGCAGUCAAGCAGGGCGAUGCUGGUCUGACUUUUCGCGAUAUCCCGGCCGCCGUUGAGAUUGGUGACGAGUGCGACGCCCAAGUAGAACUUGCAGCCGAUGCACUGGCGUGGUAUCAGGAGAAGUGGGAGGCCCGCCAAGAGCAAAAGCAGCAUGGCGACUACUGGUUGAUCACUUCGGCCGUGGCUGUUGCAAUCGAGAACGCCAUCGACGGCGAGGUGGACGAGCCAGCACCUCCGCGAAGAGGAGGGAAGGUCAUUGUAGGAGCAUGCCUGUCAUGCAAGAAGUUUAAGCAAAAGUGCGACCGAGAGCUUCCAUGCAGUAACUGUAGGCGACGGAAAAUGGCCCAAUGCGUGUAUCCUGAAUCAUCUACCAGGGCUGAUCAACCUGUCAAUUCUGAAGAGCCCAAACAAGACGGGGAGCCAGAUAGAUCAGAUCAUGCACCAACUACACCCGCUAUUCUAGAAUCACUGCCAGAAGGAUCACUGUUGCACCCACAAAAUAUGCUGAAGCUGUCGAGAGACGUCUUCAUGAAUCGCUCGCCAACGAUACCUUCUCCUUGGCUGCACUGGUCGCAAUAUACAUCAGACAUUGCCCAAGAGCCGUCCAUCUAUCGUACUGCAUUUGGUGACUUUCACAACCUCGUUGUAUCAAUAACCACACGACUUGUACGACUGGCUAUGAUACAAUCAAUGUCCCGUUUACGCUCGCGGAGUAAGAGAUCCACACACGGUGCACUUCCCACAGUAAGGAAAAGGGACGUCCGUACCGCCAUCGACCUUGCGGGUAUGCCUAGAAACAGCCAAGAGAGAUGGAGAGGUGUUGCUCGACGGUGCGCACUGAGAGUCUACGAUCAGCAGCUAUCUCGGCAUGGUCGCAAGAAAAUCAAAAGAGAGGUACCUUGGGAUGAGUUUGAACGAAUCAUGCGCCCAGAGGAGCCCAUUGCCAGCACUCUAACGACGGACGUGGAGACUUCAGAUGAUCAAGCUGAAGCCCGGUUACGAGCAGCGCGAAAGGGAACACCUCUUCCUAUUGAACGACUUGCACUGUCUGACUCGGAUGAGUCGUCACUGGACGAAACUACGCAACCAUCGCAGCCCACACAGCAGUCCCGAGAUACGACCGGACGGUACACAACAGGAGACGGUCAAACACCAACGCCGUCGACACUGACGCUGAAGCAGCAUGAUCGAAAGAAUGCUCAAAUAGACGAGUUAGAGAUGUGGAUCAUGCUCGGUCACGACCCAGCCAAGUCCAAGUACCUCAACCAGAUCGAUCCGGUCAGCGAUGAGGACGAGGAUGAGGAUGAGAGAGUCAUCACGCAGCCCAAUGACUGGCGCUCAUUCACAAAGUACCGCGCAGAAUGGGAAGAACUUGAAACACUACCAAAACCCGAAGCCUUUGAGGCAAACCAGACACCUCUCGCAGUACCGCCCGUUCUACACGAUGAUACCGUAGAACCCGGAGAUUCUAGCUCCGAUUACACAGGUGGACCGGGGAAGAAGAAGCAGCGCCCAAGGAAGCCAGAACCAGUUGAACUCGAGGCGGAGAGCGCUCACGCUUACGCAAAUAGGAAGGCACGAGAGUUGGCGCAGGAGAUGGACCUACCUAUGAGUGAAAGUAGUCGUCAGGGUUAUGGGCUAAGUAGUGGUUCCAGCAAUAGUGGUGGCGAGGGGCGAUACCAAGUAAGGCAAUCCAUAGAGACUAGUGGUCGUAGGGCGAUACACUCGGACGACGAGGUGAGCGAAAUGGACUGGGAUACAUUUAUCGAUUGA